AGCAUGCUAUAUUGGGCCCCAACUUUAGUUUCACAUAAUCUGAUAAACUACCAAUUUCAAUUAGAAUUAGGAAAAUUAAACUUAAAUAUGAAGUAUUUUUGCCUCAAUGUCUUGUGGCCCUGUGUUUUGGAGGGAUCCUGUGUCAAAGUGGUAGUAGUAAGGCUGACAUUUUCCAGAAUAAAAUUAAUGUUACUGUCUGUAAUUGGGUGAAUUAUACCCCUAUGAAAUCCAAAAUUAGAUUAAUCCUGAUCAUUGGUCAUCACAAAACAAAUGAAAGGAAUUAAAUCAAAUAAAAUGUAUUUGUAUAGCCGUUUUAAUAGCUUAAGCUUACAGGCAACUGAGACGCUGAAAAUAAUAACUAUAGGCUACUUCUGUUUUACAACAUCCUACGAAAAGACACCAAAUUAGAAUUUUAUGAUGCUUUUUCUUACAUGAACACAUUCAAAUGUUGUCCGUUUCUCAGAUUGAACAACGUGUGCAGCGGAUCCUUGUUCGUGAUUGGCUGAGCCGUUUUUGCAAGUCACGCGAGAGUUUACCGGGAAUCUGUUACCCUGGAAACCAAGCGUAACAACCGCUGCACUGAGUAUUUAUUAUAUCAAACCUUUGUUUUUUAACACCAACGCUGCAUAUUGAGCUGUCCUUUGAUUAUUUUAGACUUAAUUUAAAGUAUUGAAUUCCAUAAUGGGUAGCGAAUACUACGAGACUCUGGAAAUAAACAGAAAUGCAACAGAUGCAGAUAUAAAGAAGGCAUUUCGAGGACUGGCAUUGAAGUUUCAUCCGAGCAGAAACAGAGAAAAAGGAAGCAGUGAGACGUUCCUUCAGCUGGGUGAAGCCUACGAUGUGCUGAGCGACCCUCGGAAAAAGGCAACCUAUGACAAGUUUGGUGAGGAGGGUCUCAAAGGGGGCAUCCCACCUGAGUUUGGCUGCAGCGGGGCUUGGUCAUCUAAAUAUGCCUACCAUGGGAACCCAGGCAAAACCUUCAAGGAGUUUUUUGGAGGCGACAACCCAUUUGCAGACUUCUUUACAAACGAUGAACCACUUCAGUUUGGCGGCCUGCGAUCAGUAGCGUUGAAGACACAAGACUCUCACAUCGAGAGAGACAUGCAUCUGUCCCUGGAUGACCUCUACCACGGCUGCACAAAAAAGAUAAAGAUAUCUCGCAGGGUUAUGAAUGAAGAUGGAUGCACUUCCAGUAUCAAAGACAAGAUCCUGACUAUUGAUGUGAGGCCUGGAUGGAAAGAAGGCAUGAGGAUCAUUUUUGCUAAAGAAGGAGAUCAGGGACCAAACAGCAUCCCUGCUGAUAUCGUGUUCAUAGUGCGACAGAAGAGCCAUCUUCUGUUUGUGAGACAACACAAUGACCUCAUCUACAAGGCCCAGAUCACCCUGGAGAUGGCCUUAACUGGGUUCUCUGUGGAUGUGGAGACUCUAGACAGCAGGCUAAUUACUAUUCCCAUCAAUGACAUUGUACACCCUUCGUACAACAAAGUGGUGAGUGGAGAGGGAAUGCCUCGGUCCCAGGAUCCUUCUCAGAGAGGGAACCUCAUCAUUACUUUUGAAAUCCAGUUUCCUGAGAAGCUCUCCGCCGAGAGGAAGCACCUGAUCAGACGAGCUCUAACUUUGAAAGACUGAUCCUAUUCUAGUACAUGUGUUGCUAUGCUGUGUCUGAUAAAAGUGGUCAUAAGAGAGAGAAGUAUCAAGUAUAAGUAUCAUCAUUUGUACAACACUUCAGGUUGAAAUAUGCACUUGGAGGCAACAAAAAGUAAAAAACCGUGUAGACAACACAGCUGUGCAAUAACAUCUGACAGACAAUAACGGUUACACUCGAGUGGUGUAGUUGUGAUUCGCUGCCAUCAUGGCUCGCUUCAGCUGCUCGUACGUCACAAACAUCACCACGUUCCAGGAGCCAAGGCGUAAGAAAGAUGGCAUGAACCUCAAGAGAAAAAAUAAAAACAACAUUAUUGAUUGCAAUAAGAAUAGCUGUUCAGUUAACAACCACUUUUCUUUCCUCCUUCCUUCAUAAACGCUUGAUUUAGAUCCUCAUUAAUCCUCUCAAUAUUGACCUCGCAGUCAGAGCAUACCCCUUGUAAAAAGCACGUGGUCCCUCUUUGCUCAUCAUGGCAGCAGCACACUUGAGGACGCUGUGGUAGUGGCCGGGUGGAGAGUUCAUAUAUCUUGUUUUGACCACAUCAACUGGAGAGGCAAUCACUGUUGUGCACAGUCCUGCUCCGAAGGCCGAUACAAAGUGGCAGGGCAGAUUAUCUGAGGAGAAGAGAAGACUGAACGUUACCUCUCCAUACAGAAGAACAAUGGAGCAUUAUGUUGUACGUCAGGAUGUACUGCAGUCUUUGUUUAACCUGUGAGCGGAGUGGACUUAAGGAGUGUGUCCUUGAUGUAAUCGUACGUCACCAGUUCAGUGCAGUUCACAAUUGCAUUUCGAGCAAUGUUUGGAGCUGUACCUGUGUGAGAGAAUAGAAAAGAUUUAUCGUCAGAGACAAAAGGUCAUGGUUUAAAAUGAUCUUUUUAAAAAAGGCACAAUGCUAAUAGGGGUCUCAUGAUUUAAAAAAAAAAGGUGUCAAUGACGUUGUGAAGUAGUGUGGGAUCAUUGAUAGUCGUUUUACAAAUUGACUUCAUUGCAAUCAGUUAGAAUUCUUUCAUUGUUCAUUGUCAAGGAGUUUUUUUUAAAUCAGGAGACACAUUUACCUUAGAGGUUUCCUUAGCUCCAAAACAAAAGGACCCGAUGAUUGAAUCAGUAAUAUACACUGAAUACAAGUCUCACCUUAAAAAUCACUGUUUCCUCCACUAAGCUCAUCAGAUUUAGGAGGUUCUGCGACCCAACCGUUAACCUUUGCUCAGGUUGUUUUUCUGAUAACUAACUCAAAUCCUUCAAAAUAGUAGGAAUGAUCAGGAUUUUUUUUUAAAAGCACCUUAAAUUUCAGGCUUUAAACCGAAAAAAAGUCAAAAUAUAAACAGAUGCUGGCAGAGAUGGAGUAGUAGCCAAUGCAGAGAAUGAGAAUAAAGUGUGCUGUUACUUUAAAUAUUUAAAAAUAAUAAUUCAAGGUCAUAAAAGAACACAUCUAAAAAAAAAAAAAAUAGGUAACACAAGUCUAGUCCUUUUUGUACAAUUCGAUGCAGAUUUCUUACAUCUUUUAUCUGUAAAUUCAAGCUACUGUACCUUUCCACAGACCACGAAUACCUUCUUCCUUAGCAAUGGUCUUGUAAGCAUCAAUGGUGCCACAGUAGCGCCUGGCCUGCCCAGCAGACCUGGCCUGAGCCUGGAAGCGAACCUUCACCACAUCUGUAGGCUGAGCUAAAGCAACUGCCAUGGCACCAGUGGUACAUCCUGCCAGCAGCCGACUGCCGAUACCCACAUCUGGAGCAGAGGGGAGAUAGGGGUCAGGCCUGAUUGUUGCAGGAAUUUAUUAACUAGAUAAAUAUGUUCAUAGAUACUCACGAUCAGAGCCUUUAGUGUAGAACUGUUUAACAGAGUCGUAGAGACCAAUGCGGACAGAGGCAAAGCUCAUCUGCCUCUGGAGUCCUGCCACCAGUCCACUGUAAAGGCUCCGGGGCCCCUCUGUACGCACCAUGGUGGUGAUGGUGCCAAACACCCCCCGAUACCUCACUGCAGACUCCUUCCCUGCUGAGGCCUCCCCUUGUAUCUGUGAGGGAUAAACAGUACCGAGAGGUGAGAUUAAGAAGAAACAAUAAGGGACUUUUACACAAUAUUUGCAAACUCACACGCAUUAUGAGAAUUUCACGUGUUGAUGGGAAGAAAAGAAGCUUACCUGCAGCCGCACUUUGGCUGUGUCCAGAGGGAAGGUGAGCAGGUCAGCGAAGCAUCCUGCAGUUCCUGCUCCCACAAACUUCACAGCUGCCGAUGGAGGCACAUCUGCAGGUCCAAAUCCAACCAUUUUCCAGAAUGAUUGCAAUCAAUAUGAAGAGGGACCUACUGUAUUAAUGCUGAUAGGACAAGGAUAAGAGAAACACAUUCCAUUUAAAUGAUUAUUUAGUGAAGGAAUGCCCACAGCUGGCUUGUUACAGCUCCAUUAAGCAAAACAAUAGCUAAAGUUGAGCAGUUGUUGAUGUUAAAAGGAAAGAAAGCUGUUCAGUACAUUAUGUGCAGACAACAUGCUGACCUCACAUGAGCUAAAAAUAUAGUACACCUAAUUUUCCACUCUCAAUUUGGAUGUGUCUUACCUUUAAUGGAGCUGUCUGGACAUUAGAGAUCAGGAUUCUCUAAAGGUGUCCCUCUGGCUGAACGUUGUCCCAGCUUUAAAUAGGUUUCCUUGUUUUUCCAUAGAAGGUUUUUCAGAAGUGUUGAGCCUUAAAAUCAUACUCCAAAUCCUGGAUUGAACACAAAUGAGGUAAAAUAGAAAACAAAAGCAGGGGGAACAGUAUUAAGAACAACAUAUUUGGUCAGGAAAUAUAUUUUACCUUGAUUUGAAUUGAGAAAGUUGGAAUCCCUGGUGAAAUCCCUGGUAAAAUGCCUCUCCAAGUGACAAUAGCAAAAUGAAACCGUGAAACAAGCAGUAGUGUGCACACAAGAGCCGCCCCCUUAAAUACUGCCUUGUUCCUGUUACAUCAUGACAUGUGUUUUUCCCAAGGCCCCACCCCCAGCACAUCUACUUUAUAGGAGCUGCCUGCUGGUCAAAUGGAUGGAGGACUAUAAACCUGCCUGAGUGACAAACAGCCUGAGGGUGUUUUUGUCUUAAAGUGUAUAUGUUAAUACCUAUUUUUAUUUAUUCCUCCCAUUUUGUGUCCACAUACUAGCAACAACACAACAAUAAUAAAAAAAGCAAAGUUGGAAUUGAUUGGACGACCUCAAUAUGUUGAGAAUAUUUUUGCCAAAAUAAAAUGUUGCUGUCA
Messenger RNA from Gymnodraco acuticeps, 4863 nucleotides. It is a transcript of the gene dnajb13, whose product is annotated as DnaJ heat shock protein family (Hsp40) member B13. The transcript is spliced from 8 exons. Gene Ontology annotation, cellular component: cytosol. The record is from RefSeq and is a predicted model, not a curated record. Gene Ontology annotation, molecular function: protein-folding chaperone binding. Lineage: Eukaryota; Metazoa; Chordata; Actinopteri; Perciformes; Bathydraconidae. Bases 682 to 1629 code for a protein of 315 amino acids.